AUGGCGCAGCCGGGCGACUCAACAGCAGCGGCAACAAAGCAUGCUGCUACGAGGAAUCGCGCCGACACAGGUGCUAGCCUCUCUGCUCCUCCGUUCGGCACUUCGUAUCGCUCAGCCGCCGGCAGCUCGGUCAUCUCAAACGGUAGUCUUCUCGACCUCUACGCUCGCUCGCCCGGCUCCUUUCCAGAGUCACUCCAGUCAGACAUCGCCUUUUCCAGCAAUCCAGGCGCGCCCACUGCUGAACAGCCUCUGGUGUCUGCUGUGUCUUCCAAUGGCAUGCCGAUGACUCCGACUGCACGUGGCUUCCAGACAGCAAGCCAGGAUGCAUCGACAUCCACUCCUGGCUUCUUUAUGCCUCCCAGCGACAGCAAUGCUUCUAUCUGGACUACAGCUUCAGCUUCCGCAACCGACUCACUGCCACAGAGCAAACGUGCUUCCGUCGCUGGAUUCGACGUUGACGCGAUUCGCAGUGUUCAGCCUGCACACGAUAUCCCAGCUUCCGACACGGCAGCUGUCGAUUUGCCGCCUCCCCCUCGCAUCGGCGUAGCAGCGCCGCAGGAGGAUAGCGAUGGCUCGCAUUACGACGAAGACGAAGUACCAGACCACGAUUCGUUCGAUCAGUCGGCAGAUAGGACCGCUGAGCCUUCAGCUGCUCGCAAAAGCAAUGCCGCCAACGAGAACGACCGGGACGGAGAACAAGUCUUUACUAACGCAUUGCCAUCUCCGCCUGUGCCCAGGCGUACCAGCAGUGUGAUGCAAGACACGUUCAACAUCUCUCCCAGUCCCUCGUUGGGUGAGAGCAUGGCCCGCACCGCAUCGUCGACAACCCGCCAUGCAGCCUCGCGCUCCGGCUCUGGUCAGCUUGUAGCCGAUCAGAUUCCUCACCGAUGGAGCAGCGCAGAGUUCCGUGACGACGCUCCUGCUAAGCAUCCUUCGCGGCAGGCGGCUUCGCCGGAUCGAGGGCCUUCGUCUUCCCAGCCCAGCCCAACGAAAGGGACCCUCCUUCCUGUGGUCAACGAAAAAGCAGGCCUGUUGGCACAAGGCAAGGCGGCUAGCAGCCGGUCUUCUCACGAGCCAAGCCUUGACGAGCAGAUAAGACUUGAGAAGGAGCUGCUUGCCGAAACCGAUGCAUCGCGUCCUCGUACGCUCAAGGAAGCGCGGGAGCGAGCCAAACUGCGCAGACAGCAGACCGACACAGCAUCUCCCCCUUCAACUGCCGCUCCCACCAAAGAACCGUCAGCAGCGAUGUCGAGCAAUCCACGCCAGGGUGCAUCCCUUCAUGUUCGAGAUGUCGCGUCCUCGAUGAAUGUCACGGCUGUUGAUGACAAUGGCUCGCGCAGUAGUAUCGACUCCAAAGAUCGUCCUUUGCGCAAUCCGAAGCGCGUCUCCAAUCGCGAAGGCUCCCUUGCUGCCGAUCGUCGUUCGCUCUCGGAGCGCUCGGCGCCGUCCGACUAUUCGCAUAGCUCCUCCGGUGCCGAGGGCGCCUUUACCUAUGAUGAGCCAGCAGCACUGGCCAGUCGAUACCUCUCCACGGCUGCGGAACAAGACCAGCAGGCCACGAGUAUGGACGAUCUCACCGACGCCGUCGAUAGUGCUAUGAACGAUCUCAGUUUCGGCGACGGCGACGAGACGCUCUCUGCGAAUGAGGAGUUCUCGACUCCCAUGCCACCACCCAAGCCGCAGGAUGAUGCGCGUCCUCAAAUCCCGACGUCGCUGCCUUCGGCGAGAAGCUUGGCAAGCAUCACGGGUGUUUUGCCGAAUGAUGCCACGGACGCUGUCAGGUCCAGUCCGCUGGCCUCGCCAGCAAGAUUUACAACCCACACGCCCAAAUCAACUUUCUUUCCCUCGGGGGCGAGCCACUCGCUGUCGACACCACCGCUCGGCUCUCCGGUCCACCAGCGUACAGCGCAAGUGCCGUCGGCACCUCAACAACGCUCCGGCCCCGCCGUUCCCAGCCGCAUCGAUGUCUACGGCAAAACGUUGCCAAUGCCGAAAGCGUUUGCGAGCAGCGGCAUCAUCGUCGACAAGAAGCGCAAGUCGUCCUGGGAGCGCGCUGGCACCUACGCACGCUACACGAACGAGCUUCUGCAUCUGCAGACUGGGUUGAGCCUGUGGAUGGAAGCAGUGCAACGGCCAGCGAUGCGACAGCAGCAAAACAGUCGUCCCAACCAAGCUAAGCAGACCGACGACUGGUUGGCGCAAGGAACGCUGCCAAGAUCGAUGCAUGUCCGAAACGAAGGGUCGUACGCAGACUCGGUUCGGUCCGAUAUGACUUUCCCCAUGCGCGGCGACGGUGCCAAGGCCAAGGAGAUCGUUUCAAUCAUGCCCACUAUGGCCGAGUCGUCGCCUGUUCGCAGUCCCAUCAACUUGCCCUAUCCUGGCGUUGUAGCUCAGCAGCAACAACCGCCACGAUCCAACUCGACGCAAUCUUUCGUCUCUGUUCCAGCAUCCCUUUCGAACGCUGACUCGCUCGCCGGGGUUGGCAACAGCUCGCGAGGCUCUGGGCUAGGGGGCGGUGGGAAUCGAUUCUUCGGCGGACUCGGUCGCAAAGGUAGCAAACGUACGCAACCCUCUGCUCCCGUGCCGAGCGUUCCUGCUGCAUCGCCCUUGUCCUCAGCUGCUGCGGCAGUGGGCGGAUCUCGUGCGUACCUCGCAAACAACCGUGCUAGCCGUGGAACAUCACCGGGUGCGCCCGGCGGAGCGGCAGCAGGUGUGGCGAGCGGCUAUCUGUCGUCGGCGAGGCAAAGCACGGAUACGUUCGAGACGAGCCAUUCGAGUCAGAGUCGGCCUGAGAGUCCGGCGACGGGACCUGUGCGCGUCAGCGGUCUGGGGCUGGGUGGUUCCAGCGGCGAAGUCGUGUCCAGCCCGUUGGCGUCGAGCUCCACCGGGCGACUGGACUCUGUUGCAGAGACGAAGGUGAAUUCAGCGUUGCGUAGCACGCCGAUAGCUCCCGGGGCGAGUGGCACGACCGGUCUGCGGGCACCUCUAGGUCCACGUGCGCCCAACUCCAACCCUCGACAUCCGCAGGACAUGUCACGCAUUGGCUCGGGACACAGCCAGACGGCAGGAUCUACAGGAGCAGCGCCCAUCACGCCCGUAACGCCCGUGACGCCGAUUACGCCAAUCACGGGUGCAUUCGGCAGCGGGCCGACCUUCGUCUCGCGCCUGGGUGGGGGCAGCUUCAGCAGUUCUGCCGGUGGAGGACACACGUCGCGCUCGCCGGGUCGAGAGGGCUAUUCUUCACCCGACUUCCUUCCCGUCCCCACGCGUAGGACGAGCGAUCUGUCCGGGUUAUCGCCUGCGUCGCCGCCGCUCUCGUCUGCUACUUCUCACGAUGCGGCGUCCUCCCCCCGCCUGGGUGCUGGGCUGCGCUCGUCGUUCUCGUACGGCUCGGUCAGGGACCGUAUCCGUCGUGGCUCGGACACUGGCACGGAUGACGAGGCGUUUCAGGCGGCGCUGACCAAGUUGGGCGAUAUUCUUCCGGAUGCAGACGAGCAGACGUUGCGGUAUUAUCUGAAGAAGGCCAAGGGGAAUGAUUUGACCGCGAUCGGCGAUUAUUUGCAGGAUCAGAGCUUGGGCAAGUUGCCUAGGUUUUAG
Molecule: messenger RNA, 3597 nt
Organism: Sporisorium graminicola
Lineage: Eukaryota; Fungi; Basidiomycota; Ustilaginomycetes; Ustilaginales; Ustilaginaceae
Exons: 1
Coding region: 1-3597 (1198 amino acids)
Source: RefSeq, a predicted model, not a curated record